AUAAUCACUAUGGAGAUUGGUAGGAGGAUUAAGAGACAUGGUUGACAAGAAUGAGUGGUGAUGUGCAUGGAGUACUUCUGUCCAACAUUAGUGAAAAGAAAUUUAUCAAGUCAUCAGGAAGAUCUCCUGCAGAUGGAGAAGAGAAUGAACUUCAGAAUGUACAGGCUGAAAGGUUCCAGAAACCCAUACCUCAUCCUGACACAGGGGCUCAAGAUAUUGGUUCACUGUGUGCUAGUCAUUGGAGGGUAUCCGGCCAUAAAACUGAAACUUACGGAAACAGAAGGGAUUUCAGAGGAGGAGAAAGUGAAACCCUCUCUUCAGAGCCUCAGUACAGUCCUCCAUAUUGUGUGGACAGCAACAACACAUGUUGUUCUGAUGUUAAACCAUCAUUUUCAGGAACUUCCAGUUAUUUUAAAUGGGCUGAAAACUUCCAGUGUCUGUUGCAGGAUCUGGACGGAGUGAAUCUGUUUAAGAAAUAUUUGUCUCAGGAAAAAUGUGCAGAUUGCUUGGACUUCUGGUUUGCAUGUGAGGGCCUCAAGAAAGCAAAUCCUACUGACAAGAACUAUAUUCAACAAGUGAUUAAGUUGAUAUAUAAAAAAUUUAUUAGAUCUAGACUUGUAGAAAUUAAAUCUGAAAUUAAAGAGGAGAUAGCCAGUAAAAUUGGCAAUAAAAUGGGGCUUGAUCAAACAAUAUUUGAUAAUGCUCAAAAAAACAUUGAAGACAUCAUGACAAGGACAACGUACCCAAAUUUUCUAAAAUCUGAGUUAUACCUUGAACAGAUUCAGCUUGUGCAGCAGAGUUCUCACCUCAAAUUGACUAAACAAGUAGAAAGUUCUAUGUUUGAUAGCAGCAGUGGUACCUCUAGGCAAGGAUUGGACAUUUUACCAACAUUACAUGAAGAGUCUCAACUUCAUGUUGGUCAAAGUCAGCAGCCAGUUUCUUUCAUCAGGGAAACCUUGAAGAAACGGCCAAGGUUAAUAGAAAAUGUACCUCGUUAUCGACCUGAAGCUCAAGCUGGGCACUACUUGCAUGUAUCCAGUAAAAUUCCUAACCCUUACCAUGUGAAGUAUGCUACUGUUCUCCCAACCUCUGCACAGGACAGUGAACUCCAGUCUCUCUCAUCAGAUGCACAGACUGAUGACACAAUGUCUCUAACAGAUGGCAGCACUGUUGACUGUGGGCCUAAUCUGUCGUCAAGGACUCAGUUGAAGAGACAUCAACGAGCAGUAAAGAAGAAUGCCAGUUUCAAUAAGGAUCAUCAAGCUAUAAUACCUCGAACUCAGCGACCACCAAAAGAGUUUACCAGUCCUGUGAGUCAACAAGAAUUUGCAGAAAUUUUGAUCCAGAAAUUAUUAAAACUAAAAAACGAAAGGGAAACUCAGGAAAAAAUUGAAGAUUCUCUAAAAAAACUAGAGAUUGUGGAAGAAAAAGCAACAUUACUCUCGUCUGUCUCUCACUCAGUUGGAAGAUUUGCUGGGAUUCCACCGCAGCUUUUAACAGCAACCAUAAAAGAAAAGCAGGAGGUUACAGAAGAAAAUGACCAGUCUAUUUUGGACCAGCAUGUGUCCAGAGUAUGGAACGACUCUUCACAUCACACUCCAAACAGAUCUCCGAAUCAGUUUUCUCCCCAUCCCAGACCUGGUACAGCUGGAGUGUCAGGUUUUAGUCCCUUUAUGUCAAAUCCAAGUGUGAGCUCGGGAGGAGUCUACAGUAGUCCUUACCAAUCAGUUUCAUCUCAUAGCAGCUUGGCCCCACAAAUAAAGGAACGACAAAUCUGUUCAAGUGAUAGUGGAACAGUUCACAACUUCUCUUCAAACUAUGAAACCACCAAAUUCUCUCCUUACUAUGAACAUAGGCAUCUCCACCACCACCAUGCAGAAAUGGGCACAUCCUUGGAACUGGGUAGAGGAUGUGGUGAACCACCAGAGCAGUUCAUCAUGUCACAAACUGACCACCAGCAGACCAGGCGGUCAAAGGAAACAUCACGAAAAUCGGGUAGCAAAAAGCUAUCGGGCACUGACUCGGGAAGAAGCUGUAUUGAUAGUGUUACGUGUGAUCCUACUCAGCCUUGUAGUGAAAGGGUGUAUCACUGGAUGAUGGAGAAUGAGAAGUACUCUUCUCAUGCUCGUGGUCCUGACUCAGAAAAAGAUUCUUCUAUGCGACACAAAAAACCAAGUCGAUCACAUUUCUCUACACCAGCACCAUGUCGGCAAGGCCACUCCAAGAAGCCACUGGCUUAUAACACCUCACGUUCAGGUUCCUUGGAGAUAGGGGUUUCUAUACCCUGGCCCCAUUCUCUUCACUCGUCAAGCAGUGGAAUGUGCCCGAAGUCUCAUCCUUUUUCGUGCGAGUUACAUCCCACUCAGCCUAUUGCUCUGGAUCUAUCCAUGCCAAUCCUCCCACCUCCUGACACAGACACCCAGCUUUUGGAAGCUAAGCGACGACUGGAAGAUGUAAAAUCUAGUAAAACUAGCAUGCGAAAAUUGAGCAAGAACACCUUGCCAGUUCUUCAUGCUCAUUCUUCACAAACUGCUGACAUCACUGUUAUUGGAUACUGUUUUUCUGGGGAAUCGGUGCCUUACAGGACAAAACUUCCUGGGAAAAAUAUUACUCUGAAGCAGUUCAAAGCUCUUGUUAGUAAAAAAGGAAAUUACAGAUACUUCUUCAAGAAAGAAUGCAAUGAAUUUGGUACUGGAGUGAUAAAUGAAGAGGUAUCAGACGAUAGUGAAGUUUUACCUUUGUGGGAUGGAAAGAUAUUUGCUACCAUUGAAUCGGUAGAUUGAAGUGGCAUACACCAUGUUAGAAAAACUUCUCUGAAUCCAGUUCUUGCAAACCUUUGGUGGGUAUUGGUGAGGAAAAGAUUUUGGUUUACCCAUAACUUUCAGAGGCAACUAAAUGCAAUAAUUCGUAUACCCAGUUUUAUGUAAGGAUUACUUGGAUCUCUUAAACUGGGAAACGUCUAACAAAGUGAAGAGGUUUGAGACUUAAAUCCGUAUUAUGUAAAUUAGUAAACUUUCUCUGUUUGUAAGAUAACAUGUACAGUCCAUUUGUAGCUAUUAUUAUUUCUUCUUUCUAUGAUAACUCAAGAUGAUAAUGUUCCUAACUCACUCUUAUGUGAAGGAGGUGUAAAGCUUGGGUGUCGAAUCAGCAAUAACCUGGAACCUCUGCAGUUCGUUUAGUAACAUAUCAGGGUUGAAGAUUCCAUAUUUGUGAUGAAAGCAAGCCGUAGUGUAUCGAUGAUUGUACAGUUUAAUACUGGACUUUUUGCAAACCGUGAAAUUGUCCUAUACAUUUUCUUACAAGUACAAAUAGUAUUAGUGAAUUCUACUGUUUGUGUCAUUUUAACAUUUUCUGAGAAAGUUAUUAAAAACUUAGAUAUAUUUUGAGAUGAUAUUAUUCCAAGGUUCCACCACAGUUAGUUGUAAGGUCCACUGAAAAUGAAAUGUGAAUUUAGUAAGUAAAAAACAUUAUUUAUUAAUUCAAAAAUUGGUUACUAUUUUAGUUUCAGUUUUUUAGAAAGUUAACAUCAGUGAUAAGUAGCAUGAAAACUUUACGAUUCUAAAUUUGUUCACUAGUUAAAUGUUUCAGCUUUUGAAGAUAAUGCAAACUACUCAUGUUGGAUAAUGUUAAUAUAAUGGGCUAGCACUGAACAGUGUAUUUUAACAGUAAGCAGACUAACAGAUGAUGUGAAUGUUUUUUUAUUUAUUACACCAAAUGUUCAAAUAGGAACCUUGUACUGUUUGGAUCACCAAACGUUCAGUUAGGAACCUUGUACUGUUUGGAUCACCAAACGUUCAGUUAGGAACCUUGUACUGUUUGUGUCACCAAAUGUUCAGUUAAGAACCUUGUACUGUUUGGAUCACCAAAUGUUCAAAUAGGAACCUUGUACUGUUUGGAUCACCAAACGUUCAGUUAGGAACCUUGUACUGUUUGGAUCACCAAACGUUCAGUUAGGAACCUUGUACUGUUUGGAUCACCAAACGUUCAGUUAGGAACCCUGUACUGUUUGGGUCACCAAAUAUUCAGUUAGGAACCU
This is a messenger RNA of Limulus polyphemus (Atlantic horseshoe crab), 4036 nucleotides long. RefSeq names its product axin-1-like. Gene Ontology annotation, biological process: negative regulation of canonical Wnt signaling pathway. Lineage: Eukaryota; Metazoa; Arthropoda; Merostomata; Xiphosura; Limulidae. Bases 51 to 2783 code for a protein of 910 amino acids. The transcript has 10 exons. The record is from RefSeq and is a predicted model, not a curated record.